This is a messenger RNA of Impatiens glandulifera, 1476 nucleotides long. Its product is annotated as guanylate kinase 2-like. Gene Ontology annotation, cellular component: cytosol. The record is from RefSeq and is a predicted model, not a curated record. Gene Ontology annotation, molecular function: GMP kinase activity; protein binding. NCBI's taxonomy places the organism in Eukaryota, Viridiplantae, Streptophyta, Magnoliopsida, Ericales, Balsaminaceae. The coding region runs from base 1 to 1233 and encodes 410 amino acids. The transcript is spliced from 10 exons. Gene Ontology annotation, biological process: purine nucleotide metabolic process.
AUGGAAAAGGUAGAAGGAUCUAUACUAGAUAUAGCAUUAACAGGAGAAAGUUUUGGGAGAUCUAAGAAAGGGGAAGCUCCUGCUUUCUUUUCUAGUGAACUUCAAAGGGAUUGUUUGGAUGGGAUUGCUUUGAAAUCCAGAGGCUCCCAGACCACAUCUUUAAUCGGCGAUAGAGCUUAUGUGAUUGGUGGAAGUCACAAUGGAUCCUCAUCUGGAAUUGAAGUCCAAAUUUACAACAAAUCAACAGGACAAUGGGUUACCACUACUGUACUGGGAACAGAACCGAAGCACUGUGAAGGACAUUCAGCCAUUGUGUUGAAUGGAGAUCGAAUAUUGAUUAUUAAGCAGGGAUCUCCCAUUGACGAUUGUUUCUGGUUUCUUGAGGUGGACACUAAAUUUGUUAGACAGCAGAGGAAAAUGUAUGAAGGUGAAGUUGUUGUCUGGAGCAAGGGAGUAAGAGGCGAUUAUGAGAAGCCGGUUGUUAUAAGUGGUCCUUCUGGAGUUGGGAAGGGAACUUUAAUAUCAAAACUCAUGAAGGAGUUCCCUUCAAUGUUUGGAUUCUCAGUGAGUCACACGACACGAUCUCCAAGGAAUAAGGAGGAGAACGGGGUUCAUUACCAUUUCACUGACCAUAGUGUUAUGGAAAAGGAUAUAGAAGAUGGGAAGUUCCUGGAGUUUGCUGCGGUUCAUGGAAAUCUUUAUGGUACCAGUAUUGAAGCGGUUGAGUUAGUUGCAGAUGUCGGAAAGAGGUGCAUCCUUGAUAUUGAUGUCCAAGGGGCUAGGUCCGUGAGGUCUAGUUCUCUGGAAGCUGUUUUUAUUUUUAUAUGCCCCCCAUCUUUUGAGGAACUUGAAAAGCGCCUCCGUGACAGAGGUACUGAAACAGAGGAGCAAAUCCAAAAGAGACUGAGGAAUGCCAAGAGAGAGCUUGAGCAGGGACAGUCCUCGGGCCUGUUUGACCAUAUCCUUAAAAAUGAUGACCUCGAAAAUUGCUAUGCAAAUCUGAAGAAAAUCAUUGGUGUCCACAACUAUGUCACCCUUCCCCCAAAACAAGUGCUGGAAUUUGAAGAUAUGCCUGAAGAGUUUGCAGUGUCUAAAAUCGAUAAUAAGAUCCUCAUCAAUUUUGGUGGCAUAGAUUCAAAGCAGCAACAGCAGAUGUUUGAAUUUGAUCUAUCUUCGAUAAACGGAGGGGCACCUGGGCGAACAAGAGGACUGAACAUCUAUCAAUGCCUGUGAUAGAUCGAUCCGUUUAAACAGGCUGGUCUCAUGGAUGAUUUUACUUCUACACUGUCAUCUUUUUUUACCAUCUAUCUAAGUUUUGCUAAUUAAUCAGUUGUUAGUAACUUAUGGACAUGAUUCCAUUUCACCAUUCUUUGUUCCUGAGAGAUUAUUACAAGCAGCUGCAGCAGCAGCAGAUUGAACACUUUGUAUCACUAUUAUCAUUUUACUUUGAAUAGAAAUACCGAUUAUUUUAGCUCA